CCACAAGCAUAACAUAACUGCACAAGCUCUUCAAGAGACACCCACAAUUUUCUCUCUCUCUCUCUCAUCAUGGAACGAAGUAAGUCAAGCUUACAGCCCCCCACAUAUGGAAAACUAAUCACCAUUCUCAGUAUUGAUGGAGGUGGAAUAAGAGGGAUCAUCCCUGGCAUUGUCCUUGGUUUCUUGGAGGCCCAACUACAGGCUCUGGAUGGUGAAGAUGCAAGACUUGCAGACUAUUUUGAUGUGAUUGCAGGAACUAGCACAGGUGGUUUGGUGACUGCCAUGUUAACUACACCCAAUGAGAGGACGAAUCGUCCUUUAUUUUCUGCCAAAGAUAUUAAGGACUUCUAUCUUGAAAACUGCCCUAAAAUAUUUCCACAGAAGAGCUGCCCAUUUGCUCAUAUGGAAAAGAUUAUCAAAACAUUGACAGGACCAAAAUAUGAUGGCAAGUCUCUUCAUACAAUUGUCAAAGAAAAACUAGGAACCACACAAUUACAUCAAACACUUACAAAUGUGGUUAUCCCUACAUUUGACAUCAAAGAAAUGCAGCCAACCAUCUUCUCCACCUAUGAGGUGAAGAACACACCAUCUUUGGAUGCCUUACUCUCAGACAUAUGCAUCAGUACCUCAGCAGCACCAACAUAUCUUCCUGCCCAUUACUUUAAAACCACCACUAGUGCUGAUGGGAGUGAAAGAAAAUUCAACCUCAUUGAUGGUGGUGUGGCUGCUAAUAAUCCGGCUUUGGUGGCUAUGGGUGAAAUAACAAGGGAGGUCGUUAGGGGAAAUCCUGAUUUCUUCCUCAUAAAACCAAUGGACUAUACAAGAUUUCUGGUCAUAUCUUUAGGGACUGGUACAGCUAAAUUUGAACAGAAAUUUCAUGCUAAGGAAUCAGCUAAGUGGGGUAUUUUGGGUUGGUUGCUCACUGGUGGCAAAACUCCAUUAGUGGAAGUGUUUACAAACUCAAGUGGAGACAUGGUUGACUAUCACAUAUCUGUGGUUUUUAAAGCUCUUAACCUAGAAGAUAACUACCUUCGAAUUCAGGAUGAUACACUAGGAGGGACAGUAUCAUCGGUCGACAUUGCUACUAAAGAGAACUUGGAGGAUCUAGUGAAAGUUGGAGAAAACUUGUUAAAGAAACAAGUUUCAAGGGUGAACUUGCAAACGGGUAUCUAUGAACCAGUGAAAGGUCAAGGAACUAAUGAAGAAGCUCUCAUCAAGUUUGCGAAACUACUCUCACGAGAGAAGAGAGAACGAGACAUGAGAUCGCCGCACACUCCACACCACAAAUUGCCAUAUAUAGAACCCAAAUAACUGGGAUAAGGCUGAGUUGUUGUUGUCGUUAUUGAAAAACUCUAAUGGUUUCAGUCUUUGAUCUCUGUUGUUCAUUUUAAAAUAUUCAAUAACCCAAUUGUGGGUUCAUGGUAAAUGGCAUUUGUUGGCCUUGUAAUUGGUCACUAAUUAAAUUUUAUUGGAAUAAUUGGUAUAAGGAAGCGAACUUUCUAUUAAACAAAAAAUAGCUUCCUCUC
Molecule: messenger RNA, 1526 nt
Organism: Macadamia integrifolia
Lineage: Eukaryota; Viridiplantae; Streptophyta; Magnoliopsida; Proteales; Proteaceae
Product: patatin-like protein 2
Exons: 7
Coding region: 70-1311 (413 amino acids)
Biological process (GO): lipid metabolic process
Molecular function (GO): monoacylglycerol lipase activity; glycerophospholipase activity
Source: RefSeq, a predicted model, not a curated record